CCGCCUCUGGAUGUUUUUGGGUCAGAGAGAGUUUACUGCAACUACACCAGGCAGGGCGGAACUGUUUGCAGUAUGUCGAAGGAAGACGGACAGCCAGGCAGAGUUACAGCUCACAGCUAACUUGUUAACAUGCCAGUAUGCUAGGUUAAAUCCCCAGUUGUUCUAACGACGUCGCGGAUACUAUUCGCGGCUUGUUUCUGGGUGUUUUGGAGGUGUUUGAACUUCCCUCACUUUCUCCCCAACGUAUUUUCACGAAGGGAGGCGGCGGUGGAGCUCUCGGCUCGGCAGCCAUCUUUGGACCUGCCUGGGAGUGGGAUUCGACUAUUCUGGCACCCCAGUUACUUCGAGGGUGGGGAUUUUAACCUAUAAUAAUUCACAAAUCUGUAUGUUAUCAUCGACUGACAGCGUUAAGAACCACAAGGAUUUGGUGUACGAAAUUACCGCACCGAGGAUGAAACAGGAAGAAUACUUUUAUAAUCCCAAACAGUUUUGAAAUACACGACAUUCUCUACAGUGCUGAAACCUGGCCUGUCAGGAGAGGCUCUGAACACAUAUGAGACCACUGUCCUGCAGAUGAGCCAUCGGUGGGGGCUUUCAAGUCGCUGUCGCAGACCCAGAUAGUUCCUGGCGGCAGCGGCAUUGCCCCCACUCCCCAGUAUGCCCAACAGCAGUCGGGCGGGGAGCCUGAAGGACCCCGAAAUUGCUGAUCUCUUCUUCAAGGAGGACCCAGAAAAGCUCUACGCAGAUCUGCGUGAGAUUGGACAUGGCAGCUUUGGUGCUGUAUAUUUUGCACGGGAUGUGCGGACAAAUGAGGUGGUUGCCAUCAAGAAGAUGUCUUAUACUGGGAAGCAGUCCAGUGAGAAAUGGCAAGACAUAAUAAAGGAGGUGAAAUUCCUGCAGAGAAUACAACACCCCAACAGCAUAGAGUACAAAGGAUGUUACCUGCGAGAGCAAACUGCCUGGCUGGUAAUGGAGUAUUGUCUAGGCUCUGCUUCAGAUUUGUUAGAAGUUCACAAGAAACCUCUGCAAGAAGUUGAAAUAGCGGCAAUUACCCAUGGUGCUCUUCAAGGGUUGGCUUAUCUUCAUUCCCAUAACAUGAUUCAUCGAGAUAUCAAGGCAGGAAACGUCUUGCUGACGGAGCCAGGGCAGGUAAAACUAGCAGAUUUUGGUUCUGCCUCCAUCGCCUGUCCUGCCAACUCCUUUGUUGGGACUCCAUAUUGGAUGGCUCCAGAAGUAAUUUUAGCUAUGGAUGAGGGUCAGUAUGAUGGAAAGGUGGACAUUUGGUCUUUGGGAAUAACCUGCAUUGAAUUGGCUGAAAGGAAGCCUCCACUGUUCAACAUGAAUGCAAUGAGUGCCUUAUACCAUAUAGCACAGAAUGAGAGCCCCACGCUGCAGUCUAGUGAAUGGACGGAUUAUUUCCGAAACUUUGUAGAUUCUUGCCUUCAGAAAUUUCCCCAGGAUAGGCCGAACUCUGAGGAGCUCUUAAAGCAUGCAUUUGUCCAACGUGAGCGACCAGAAUCAGUUCUAAUAGACCUGAUAAAUCGGACUAAGGAUGCAGUGCGGGAGCUGGACAAUCUGCAGUAUCGUAAAAUGAAGAAGAUCUUGUUUCAGGAAGCCCACAAUGGCCCCACAACUGAGGCACAAGAUGAAGAGGAGGAGCCAGAACACAGUGUGGGUAGGACGGGUACAGUGAACAGUGUGGGGAGCAACCAAUCCAUACCCAGUAUGUCAAUCAGUGCCAGUUCCCAGAGCAGCUCUGUCAACAGUCUAACAGAUGCAGGCGAUGACAAGAGUGAAGUGGACAUGGAGGGAGACCACACAGUCAUGUCCAACAGCUCUGUGAUACACCUGAAACCGGAGGAAGAGUCAUAUAAUGAAGAGUCAGAACCUCACACCCGGCCAACUGAGCCACAGUCCCCGCCUGCACACACUCCACGGCCAAAACGGAACCGCGAACACUUUGCUACUAUACGCACAGCCUCAGUGCUCACUCGCCAAAUUAAGGAACAUGAGCAGGAUUCUGAGUUAAGGGAGCAGAUAUUGGGCUACAAGCGCAUGAGGCGGCAGCACCAGAAACAGCUGAUGGCUCUGGAAAACAAGCUGAAGGCUGAAAUGGAUGAGCACAGACUCCGCCUGGACAAGGAGCUGGAGAACCAGAGGAAUAGCUUUGCCCAGGAGAUGGAGAAACUGAUCAAGAAGCACCAGGCGUCCAUGGAGAAAGAUGCAAAAACUUUUAGCAAUGAUGAAAAGAAGUUCCAACAACAUAUUCAGAGUCAGCAGAAGAAAGAGCUCAACAGCUUCCUAGAAUCUCAGAAACGGGAGUAUAAACUUCGCAAGGAACAACUCAAAGAGGAGUUGAAUGAAAACCAGUCAACACCCAAGAAAGAAAAGCAAGAGUGGCUGUCCAAGCAGAAGGAGAACUUCCAACACUUCCAAGCAGAGGAAGAGGCCGACUUACAGCGCAGACAGAGGCAGUAUCUGGAGCUGGAGUGCCGCAGGUUCAAACGGAGGAUCUUGAUUGCUCGCCACAAUAUUGAGCAGGACUUAGUGCGUGAGGAGCUAAACAAGCGUCAGACCCAGAAGGACUUGGAACAUGCCAUGCUUCUCCGGCACCAUGAGUCCAUGCAAGAGCUGGAGUUCCGCCAGCUCAACACCAUCCAAAAGACGAGGGCUGAGCUGAUCCGCCUGCAGCACCAGACGGAGCUCACCAAUCAGCAGGAGUACAACAAGAGGAGGGAGAGGGAACUUCGACGCAAACACGUUAUGGAGGUUCGCCAGCAACCCAAGAGCCUCAAGUCCAAAGAGCUACAGAUCAAGAAGCAGUUCCAAGACACAUGUAAGAUCCAGACAAGGCAGUACAAAGCACUGAGGAACCAUCUGUUGGAGACCACACCAAAGUCAGAGCACAAGGCUGUCCUUAAACGGCUGAAGCAGGAGCAGCACCGCAAACUUGCCAUCUUGGCUGAGCAGUAUGACCACUCCAUCAAUGAGAUGCUUUCCACUCAGGCGCUACGUCUGGAUGAGACUCAGGAGGCUCAGUGCCAAGCCCUACGAAUGCAACUACAGCAGGAGCUGGAGCUUCUCAACGCCUACCAGAGCAAGAUCAAGAUGCAGACAGAUGCCCAGCAUGAACGCGAGAGGAAAGACCUGGAGCAGAGGGUGUCACUCCGAAGGGCCCUGCUGGAACAGAAGAUUGAGGAGGAGAUGCUGUCCUUGCAGACUGAACGCUUGGAGCGAAUCCGGAGCCUGCUGGAACGUCAAGCCCGAGAAGUUGAGGCUUUUGACUCCGAGAGUAUGCGCCUGGGCUUCAGCAACAUGGUGCUAUCAAACAUCUCCCCAGAGGGCCUCAGCAGGAGCUUUCCUGGGGCUCCAGGAAGUUGGAGUCACCAUCAGCAACAGCACCCAUCUGGGAGUGCUCACGGGUCACACUGGGGCAGUGGCAGUCUGGGCACAGGGUCAAGCCACCAAGGCAGCCAUCACCACUAUCACUCCAGUCCGGGGGGGGCACCCAUGCAGCAAGGCUGGGGGCAGGGCAUGCAGGGAGGUGGGGGUCCAUCACCAUGGGGCCACCCAUCAGCAGGAGCCCUGGUCUCCCGCAGCAGUGGAGGUGUACAGAACAGCCCCCAAGCAAUGGGGAGGACACCCUCAGGAGGGCGCAGUGAGCAGGCCAUGAGCAGGAGUACCAGUGUCACCUCUCAAAUAUCUAACGGGUCACACCUCUCCUACACAUAGAUGUCAGCCCUGGAGUCAGGGUUUGAGCAUGGAGAUGUAGAAUCCAACAAACACAGCAGGAUAGAGUAUUGGCUGAGCUCUGCUGCUCUGUCUCUCUCUGCGACACUUCCCCUCCGUUUCUCCCGUGUACAGAUGUGGGGGUGUGAUGAAAUAAAUGUUGCUCAGGUCAAAAGGGCUGGAAGAGACGCAGCCCGUCCUCACGGCAGUUGAUCGGCACACAUACAGAUCCUUAAAUUUAUGUUACAUAAGCAAUUUGAGUGUCAACACAUAAUACUUUCAUUUGUUUUCAUUUACAGCUCUCUCCUUUGGAAUUUUUAAAAUAUAUGUUUUGUGCUAUUCACAGCCAUUGCUCUCAUUUUGCACAUGAAACACUGUUAGAAAAGCCUUUAACAUGUGUUAACUAUGUCCUUAGAAAUGUGGUAUCAAACAAUCACAGUAAACUGAUUUUAUAUAGCACUCCCCUCAUUCACUCUCCCAAUUCAUACUCAGUUAUACACUGGUUGAUUAUUUGAUGGUGGUCAGAAAUGCAGCAGACCUAACUAAAGGUGCUUUGCUGUUGUGAUACCAGCCUGCUGUAAUGGUCAUUGUGAUAAAUUAGAUGCCUCCUUUUUAUUCAGUAGUUUUAUUUCACCUGAUUUCCUGGUCAUCAGCCAAAAUGAGACUUGACAAAUUCAGAGCCAAAUAAACUAAUCUUAACUGCUUCAGGCUUAUGCUACAACACUACUUCAGUGCCUUUUAACCUUUGACUAUAGAAAUUGGUCUCAGUCUAUGUUUAUAGUUUAAUAUUUUAAAUUUCAUCAUCAGUUGCCAGUGUAUGUUUAGUUCAGUCUUUUAAUACCUGUGAUUUUAGUUCCAGAGGUCCCAAAUACUUUUGUCAGAUUACUGUAUUCACUGUGUAUGCAGUAAAUUUGGUUCAAAUCUUGAAGAAGUACACAUUCACAGGAGGAAUUGUGAGGGGGAAAAAAGGAGACUCAUUUGCCUUCAAAAACAAUCCUUAUAUUGAUCUGUUGAUUUUUAUUAGUGCCUUUUUAAAACUGCUGCCUUUUUCAAAGCACUUUAUACAGCUACAUAUGUGUAACAUUAAUAUUUGACUUAUUUUCGCAAAGCACCUGGUAGAUGAGUGUUUUGUCGGUACGUAUGUAGGUAAGUUAAGGAGUCGAACUAACCUGUGCUGUGAUUUUGUUUUGUUUUUUGCUUUUUUUAGGAGCAAUUUCCCAAGUACAGACAAGGCCUAGUGUAUGUUAACAUACAGUAUGUGAGUGAAGGAAUUUUCCCCCUUUCUGCAGCUUUUACUGUGUUUUGAAACUGUAGAGGUUAGUUAUCUCCUCUGUGUGUUUCUGCUGAAUUUUGAUUGAAUAGAUGAUGUGAGGAUGCUGCAGUGUUUUUAGAUAUGUUUUGGCUACCAUUUCCAUAAAACAAACUGAAAAGAAUCCAUUAUGUGCAGGCAGGUAGCUUAAGGUAAUUGUCAUGACCAUGACAGCAGGCUUGGCACUACUUAGAAAACUAUAACACUGUUUAAAAAACGUUGGGGCCCAGUUGAGUAACACUAAAAAUUUAAAAGGUGCUAAGUUAUAAAUGUUACACCAUCUCAUCAGAACAACAGCCAAAUACAAAAUAAAUGUGGCAAAAAGCACUUAGGUAUUCCUUUGAUAGCUCUAGCAGCUCCUCCAAUAAUAUCUGUUUCUGUUCGCUCCCUUCUCUCUGCUUUGUGGUUGAAAUAUCAUUAGAAAAGUUGGUGCCCUUUUAACAGCCUCUCUGUUCAAGUUAGGCUUUCCAUUUCCAUAGAGAGAAUUUUAACAGACUUAGUGGAAAAGGCCUUUUAAGGAUAAUGAUCCAGAGAUGAUAAGGAUGUAUGCUCCACAAAUGAAUCACAAAGCUGGAGUUAAAUGUUCAUAUGUGUAUAUUGUAUUGAAGAAAACAUUUAAAGACUAAACUCUCAUUUUAAGAAAAUAAUUUCUAAAACUAACUUUAUUUAACUGACAGACCACACUGAUAUUAGCAAACCUUUCACUCAAAGUGAAAGUGAUGUUGAGUUGUCUGGACAUAGCUCAUUGGAAAAUAUUCUUGGUUUUGUGUGCACAGACAGAAUGCCUCAUAUGCAUGUAUUUGCUGUCAUCUCCUUUUAAAUGCCACUUAUUUAGCCAACCAGCCAUCUCUGAGCAUUAUCACUGCAGAGUUUGUUCUCCCACACUACACGUUUGACUGUUUGACCAAUCUGAUUCAGAGUCACCUUUUCAGAUGCUGGCUCUUUCUGAAUGUCAUACUGUGAUAUAUUCCUAUCACAUUUGAGGACACAAAAAUGCUGGGGUAUUUUUCUUAAAUAGGUGGGAUUUUAAUUUUUAACAUUUUCAACUACCUACCUAGACAGUAUGCAUUAUGUCAAGUUACAUAUGGUUUGGUCCCAAAACUCUUCCUUUUUUUUUUUAAUGCCAAGUGACUAGUUCCAGCUACUGUAACACAGCAGGUUAUAUUAAUAUUUUUUUUCUGAUUUAUUGAUAUUUGGUAAAGAAAAGGGGAAUGUAUUUAUCAUGAUCGGAAUCUUAACUUAAGUCAAAAGCCAAGAGUUUGAAUGUUACACACACAUGCCAACCUUACGUUAUCUCAAUGUUGUGUGUGAGGGAAUCUGGAUAUUGUCGUCAAUCAUUGUCGGUCAUAAGACCUUUCCACUGACCUGGAUUUUAUUUUUUUAGUUUAACUUGAUGUCAAAUUUUGUCCUACUGACUGAAAGCAUAAAGGAUACUGAAUGAGAAUCGGCAACAGUAAAUGGUGAUCCAUUCUAUGGUCAAACACUGUGCCAUAUCUGAGUUGCCAAGCCCAGAUACCACUGCAUUGUCUCAUCUCCCUGGUUUUACCUAUCAUUGGGCUGACGGCAUGAAAUGUAUGAAACCUAAAAACAAGUUGGUUCUGGUCUAGUGGCCAAAGUGAAAAGGCUUGAAAAGAUGACGUGGUGACAGGCAAAUUAUGAAAAGAGAUUGCAUUUCUUUGAAGAUGUCAGUAUUCUUCUUUGGCACAUUACCACUACAACUCAUAACCUGUAUUAAACUGUAUAGAUGGUGGAACUUGUUAUUGAAUGUCAUUGAGAUUAUGAAGAUACUACAUAAGAGAUGGUAAAGUACUAAAAGUGGAUUUAAAUUGUGUAAAAAGAUUCAUAAAACAGAAUAAAAAUAGGAUCAAAUUUACUAUUUUGUUUGUAUUAUAUCUACUAUUGUGUUGGCAGAGGGAUAUUGAACAGAAAUCAGCUGUAAUAAAGUAAUUUUAGUAUAA
Siniperca chuatsi (mandarin fish) is the source of this 6996-nucleotide messenger RNA. RefSeq names its product TAO kinase 1a (gene taok1a). Gene Ontology annotation, biological process: execution phase of apoptosis; protein phosphorylation. Bases 658 to 3732 code for a protein of 1024 amino acids. The transcript has 20 exons. Gene Ontology annotation, molecular function: ATP binding; protein kinase activity. The record is from RefSeq and is a predicted model, not a curated record. NCBI's taxonomy places the organism in Eukaryota, Metazoa, Chordata, Actinopteri, Centrarchiformes, Sinipercidae.